Molecule: messenger RNA, 4597 nt
Organism: Dromiciops gliroides (monito del monte)
Lineage: Eukaryota; Metazoa; Chordata; Mammalia; Microbiotheria; Microbiotheriidae
Gene: C4H1orf87
Product: chromosome 4 C1orf87 homolog
Exons: 12
Coding region: 212-1759 (515 amino acids)
Source: RefSeq, a predicted model, not a curated record
CUCUAGUCCCCGUGACCACACCUUCCUACCUGAAUGCAACCUCUCUAAGGGACCCAGGUAGAACCCACUCCCCCUGAGCAUCCUGGGCGCCAAGACCUGCAUAGAGGAGGGAAAGCAGCCCCAUGGUAGGCCUUGGGAAGCUCUAAAGCUCCAGACUGCAGAUUUCCAAGGACAGGGCUGUAGGUGUCUAGUGGGAACAUUCCAGAAAGUCAUGGCUUCUUCCUGGGACACCCCCUAUCGGAGGGCUCCAAUGCCUGAGACUGUGGUGAAAAUUAUCGGGAGCAAACAUUACCGAUUCCUCGUGGAAAAGCCAAAGACUCAGCUAAAGGAGAACACAACCACCAAAGCUCAGCCUGAGCUGGGGCCAUUGGUACCCCAUCGUGGAAGGCAGUUUGGGGAAAAUCCACCAGUUCUCAACAGCCUUGCUGAUUCCAAAGUCAAGUUCAACCAUGGUUCCAGAGAGCAGAACAAAGGGAGAAAGGAAGAAGACAGAUCCUUCCUCACAGGAGCCAGCGGUGGUAUUCUAAAAUGGGCAAAUGCUCAGUGUAGCUCCGUGCCCUCAGGAGACCAGUCGCUGUCCUACCUCCAUGGCCUCCCCAAACCCAGCCCAAUAGACUGGACCUUGGAACACAUGUCUAGAAAUGGUCCAGGUGGGCUUGAGAACCUUGGUCUGAGGUCAAGUGAAGAUGAGUCUCUUCUGGCCAUGGUUGGAAGAGAAUUCAAGGUGCAUCCUCCAAGUUCAGAUUUGCUGGAGAAGCUGGAGAAGGAGCUGAAGGUCUUGGAUCCUAUCUCUUCGGGACUUCUUCUUCAAUCCCAGCUGAGUCGACUGCUAGUAAAGCACGAGGUCCCUCUUCAGUUGCCUACUGUCAAGUUACUUUUCCAGAGGUUCACCCAGAGCAGAUACUCAGAACUGAUCAAUUAUAAAAAGCUGCUGUGGUUUUUAAGGUUAGCAGCAUCGAAUGAAACUCAAAGGACUGAGCCCCUGGCUGAUGAUAUCCCAGGAAAAAAGGAGGAAAUCAACAAUCUUGGCCCAAGUUCAUCUUCUGAAGCCAGUGACAACCUAACCGAGCUUCUCAGGAGGGCCGUGAAGACAUCCAAGGACCAACUCAACACUGAAAACCUUCACAUGAGUUUUCAAAAAGAAGAUCAACCUUUUUCUGGCCACCUGCCAUCCUCCAAGGUCAAGGCUAUCUGUGAGCAACAUGGACUUGCUCUGUCCCCAUCACUGAUGAGGGCUUUGUGUAGCCACCAGGAUUUGAACGUACAAGAUGAGAUCAAAUGGCAAAAAUUGAUGGAGUUCUUGAUCAAAGCAUCCUCAGACAAGGCUUCUCCUUUUCCUGAAUGUACAGGAAGAAAGAAAGAGGAAGUUCCAUCUACCGUUGAAGAUGCUAAAGGUUCAGAGGAAGCUCAAAGCCCAACUGAGAAUCUCAAACACACAGAAGAGCCACCCCCUGCAAACCCUGCCCCUGAGACCAGGGCCUCUGAUGAAAGCCAGGCCGGCAGGAAGAUCCGACCAGCCUCACAGCCGUCUCUGAGCCAGCUUGGGAAUGAGGAGGCCCAGAGGGAGACCUGGAUGGACCGGUUCCGAAAGCUGGAAAAUGCCCUCUACUUGUGCGAUGUGAACAAUACAGGGACUCGUUGUUCACAGUUUAAGGAUGAGCAAGAUGAAGCAGUCCCAGAGAGGCGCGGCCAGCGUGGGCAUCCUGGGCAUGCCUCUUAUGGCCUUCGGGUUUCACACCGACCCCCUUUUACCGAAUGACAUGAAGGAGGGGAGGCUUUAUUUGGUUUGGGUGAGAAUCUAAUGAGGACUGUCACCAGCCAGUUCAGCCACUUUCUCACUGUGUGACCUUUAACCUCUGGGUGUCAGUUUCCUCCUCUAUAAAUGGGGGUGGGGGUGGGGAUGGGAAUGUAGAUUAGAUAAUCUCUUAGGGUGACUCCCAGUUGUUAUUCAAGUAAACUCUGUUCUAACAUUCUAUGAUCGAACAUUUCUUGUUUUAAGGCUCUAACGUGCACUAUUCAAAGGUCCCUUCUAACUGAUGUUCUUUGUUCUAAGGCCCCUCCUAGCUCUGACAUUCUUUAUUCUAAGAUCCCCUACAGCUCUAACGUUCUUUGUUCUGUGUUCUGGGAAUUAAUAUUCUGAGGAACAACCCAUCUUUAACAUUUUGUGGCUCAAGGUCUCUUUUCUUCCCCUCUAACAUUCCAUGUUCUGUGUCCUAUCAUUCCAAGUUCUAAGGUACAGUGCAGCUCUAACACACUGUGUUCUAAGAUAGUGUGUUCUAUGUCUGAAAAUUCUAAGGUCCCUUCCAGUUGUUAUAGGCUGUGAUUCUGUAGGGGAUCACAUGCAAUUUUCCAGAACCAUGCAAAGUACCUUGCACGCAAGAGGUGCUUAAUAAAUGCUGAUUUGCUGGUUGAUUUAUCCUGUUUCCUUCCAGUUCUAACAUGCAAUGCUCUAUAUUCUAACAUUCCGCAUUCUAGUGGCAAUUUCUGUUCUAACAUUCCAUGUUCUUUUUCUCUGUGAACCAUUCUGCCACUGGUGCUUAAUAGCUAUGUGGCCAUGGGCAAAUUAUUCGCCCUCUCUGAAGAUCAGUUUCCUUGUUUUUAAAAUGACCAUGAUAGCAUCUGUAGUAACCUGCCUCACAGCGUUCUUGGGAGACUCCAGUGGAAUAAUGGUUAUUAAAUGUAUUGUAAGCUUGAAAGCCCUAGAGCUUUGCCUGUCAUGAUCAGGAUAGGGAUGAGGAUGGGGAUGAUGGAAAUCUUCUCACGUCCUAUAUUCUAUGGUUCACUUGAGCUCUCACAUUCCAUGAUUUAGUGAGGGUUAUCAGGGCUCUUGCCCACUUGAGUAAUCUCUAGAGCCUAGCUAGGGUCCCAUUCAUACAAAAUGUCUGAUUAUUUAUGGCAUCCAUUUAUCAUUACCAUGGCCCAAACUAUAUUGCAGGAAUCAUAAUACCUCCAAAAUGAGAGGGGGGAUGAGAGAAAGAGAGAGACUGACAGAGAGAGGGAGAAGAGACAUCGAAGAGAGAGGUGCUUUAGAGAGCUCUGCCUAUAAGGGAAGGAUUAUUUCCAUCAGGAAAUUAUAGUCUCUGAGCUAGACAUUUCUGGAGAAGCCAUCUAAUCCAACCCAACUCCCCAUCCUAGCACUCUAGCUCCGUCAAGCUUGUGGAAAAAUAAGUGUGCUUUAGAUGGGUGAAUAGGUGUAAUUUUACUGGAUAAUUAGGGUAGUUAAGUGUAUGUAGAUCCAUCUUCUAAUCCUGCCACAGACAUUUACUAGAUGGAUGGCCCUGGUCAUCUGUGAACUUUUUUUUUCCUCAUCUAUAAAAAUAGGAAUAACAAUAAUCUAUACCUACUUACUGGGUUGUAGCAAAGCUUAAAUGAUAUAAUUUAAGAGAAGUCUUUUGUGAGUAUUAAAGAAAAUGGGCAGGGUUACCUAUUAUUUGCCACCUUAUUGGCAGAGUAGCUGAAACAAGGGAGACUGAAGGAGAUCACCCAAGGAUGGAAAGAUCUAGUCUGAUGCCAAUGUAUUAAGCAUAUUAGGGAUAUUCCUAAUAGAUGUAUCAUGUUGCACCAUGCCCCACAACCCCAAAAUCUACUUAGUGCCUGCUAUAUCUGCUGUCUAUGUCACCUUGAAUUCCGAGUGCAUUUAAAGGGAUUUGAAUGAUCAUAGAAUUUAGAACUGGAAGGGACCUUGAAGACAAUCUAAUCUAAUACCCUCAUUUUACAGGUGAGGAUACUAAAGCCCAAGGGCAAAAUGACUUUCAGAGCUGAGAAUGGAAGUCAUCUUUCUGUUCACCAUGCGACCUAGCUGGAACAAAAAAAUAAAGUUAGUGAUGUGUCCUCACCAACUCCUGAGUUGCCAAUUCUAUUGUUCAAAGCUUCUAGGAGGAAGACCUUUAAGACCAAAGAGUUCCCGUGAGUGGUAAAAUCCUAUUCUCUGUUAUUGUGGAGCAAGAAGGAGGUGACAUGUAAAUGUUGGCUACCUCCCCACUUCUCCCCACCAUAUUCCUCUUCAUUUUAUCAUUCCUUCACUCAGCAAACACUUUUAAACCCAUACUUGUUUGAGGUACCAUAUUAGUAACUGAAUUAGAUGGUUCUGAAUUCAGAGAGCAUGGGUUAAAAUCUAAUGCUUACUACCUGAAUGACCUUGGACCAGUCACUUAAUUUUCAAGGGUCUCAUUGUUCUUGCUUUUAAAAUGGUUGGGCUAGCUGGACUCUGACAUCCUCUGUAGCUAUCUUUUUAAUGAAUUUUAUGAGUUGUCCAGCACUUCUUUAAAUAUUAAUUGAUUUUACUCUGUAUAGACUGUGGUAAGCAUCCUAACAUUAAUUUAACUUUUAGAAAACAAUGAAAUUUGGACAUUCUACUUCAACAGAAGUGGUGGUCUGCUUUUAUUCCAACCUUUAGCCAUAUAAUAGAAGGUACCCAACAAUCACUGACAUCUGUGGUGUCAAUGCAAUGAGAAUCUUAAGCUAUUGGUUAAGUAAGGGCCUUUCUCUACAAAUCCUCUCCAUUUUUCUUUGUCAGUGUUGAGGUUUCUUUUCUGAGUAUCUCUGGGCACAGCCAGUAUCUCAUGAUGUUUUAUAGUUGCUAUGAAACCUGAAUAAA